Messenger RNA from Betta splendens (Siamese fighting fish), 1260 nucleotides. RefSeq names its product amine sulfotransferase-like. The transcript is spliced from 6 exons. The record is from RefSeq and is a predicted model, not a curated record. Gene Ontology annotation, cellular component: cytoplasm. Bases 41 to 880 code for a protein of 279 amino acids. Gene Ontology annotation, molecular function: sulfotransferase activity. Gene Ontology annotation, biological process: sulfation. NCBI's taxonomy places the organism in Eukaryota, Metazoa, Chordata, Actinopteri, Anabantiformes, Osphronemidae.
AGGGUCCACCCAGUACACCAGACCUUACUGUCCAACUAACAUGGAGAAGAUCAGCAAUUACCGCAGCAAGUAUAAAAACCACACCUUUGUCACUGGUUUAACAUCUAAAGAGCACAUUGAUUCACUGCAGAGCUUUGAAGUACGAGACAGCGACAUUUUUGCAGUAACUUACGCAAAGUCAGGCACAAUAUGGACUCAGCAGAUCAUCAUCUCCAUCUGUGAGUUAGGUGGGGGUCUGAAUAAAUAUCCCAACAACUCCCGUCAGAUGCCGUGGCUGGAGUACCCGGUGGGCCACGACGACUACUCUCUGCGUCCGUCUCCGAGGCUCUUUUCCUCCCAUCUCAAGCCUGAUCUCAUGCCUCCAGGACUGAAAGACAAGAAGGCCAAGAUCAUCUACGUGAUGCGUAAUCCUAAAGACACCCUGGUCUCCUACUACCACUUCAGCAAAACCGUAGCUGACCUGGAGACUCCAAAGAGCUUUGACUGGUGUUUUGAACAGUUUUUAAAAGAAGCAUCCUGGUUUGACCACAUCAGAAAAUGGCAUCUAGAGAAGGACCAUUACAACAUCCUCUUCCUCACCUAUGAAGACAUGCUUCUGGACCUGAAAGCAGCUGUAACCAAGAUCUGCAGCUUCUUAGGGAAGAACCUCAGUGAAGAAGAUAUUGAGCAAGUCGUAGAAAAAUGCACUUUCAGGAACAUGAAGAAAGAUCCAAAAGCCAACUACGAGUUUUUACCAAAAGAACGCUUUAGUGGAAGCUUCAUGCGUAAAGGUCAGAUCGGUGACUGGAAGAACAUGUUCUCUGCUGCUCAGAGUGAAAGAGUCGAUAAAAUGCUGCAGGAGAAACUUGGUGACCUGUCACUGAAGUUCAUCUGGGAAUAAACCAGUGUGCUUCCCCCCAAUCAGCCACAGCAACUUUCGGGCUUUUAAUGUUUUUUUCUGCUGAGAUAAUUCAGACAAGACACUAAAUAAAAGUAAAAUAAAAUAAUUACUUCUGAAUGAGGAAUUAAGUAUCACAACAUGAGAUGAAAGACAGUUUUUAUUUAACUAACGGACAAAUUGAUUUAUUUCCAGUACUGAAGGUUUGUAAUUGACUAACAAAAUGAAUGGGCCACUUUACAUCAUAGUGUACUGUAAAUCAGAUCCUAGUCACACAAACAUGUUCAAAAAUUUAGAUACAACAAUUUCUACUGUCUUUACAAAUGGCUAUAUAUCACAAAUUGAAAUACAGUACAUUAAAUAUUAUUUCUUUUGUCUUUAAA